Molecule: messenger RNA, 1252 nt
Organism: Entelurus aequoreus (snake pipefish)
Lineage: Eukaryota; Metazoa; Chordata; Actinopteri; Syngnathiformes; Syngnathidae
Product: mitotic-spindle organizing protein 2-like
Exons: 5
Coding region: 436-1044 (202 amino acids)
Cellular component (GO): spindle; centrosome
Source: RefSeq, a predicted model, not a curated record
CUCCUUCACUUCCGCUGUGAGAGCACUUAGUGUGCAUAAUGUCGGCAAGUUUACACCUUCUUUAACCUGAUAUGUUGCAUGUCUAAGAUGCAUCUAUAUACAUUUGCUUUGUCUCGGACUAAUCGGUAGACUCAACUGACAAGGCUUAGAUGAAUUGCUUAAAACAAGUAUUUUCACAAUAUGUGAGAUUAUUCGGAUAAAACAGAGCAUUGGAGUGGCGACUUACAAUGUAUGUUCUGUUUUCAGUGUCGAAUUGUGUUCCUUAGAGCAUAAAACACUCCAAUAAAUACACAAAUAUACUUGGGACUACGUAUCCCACAAUGCAACGUAACCGUCUCUUCUCAAUGACGUCAUAGCUGCGCGCCUCAUCUGGCUCUGCUGGAUGACAACAUUCUUUCUGGCUCGCCGCUUUAAAGUAACAAAGAAACCGUAGCAAUGUCCCAGCAAGCAGGCCACCCGGCCUCGGACAAUCCUGCGCUGGUGGUCACCAGCAACGUGCAUCAGUACUCCAUGAAGAAGAAGAAGGUCUUGAACGCGGAGGACAGUGAGCUGUUUGAACUGAGCCAGGCUGCAGGCAUCAGUGUGGACCAGGAGGUGUUCAAGAUCAUGGUGGACUUGCUGAAGAUGAACGUGGCCCCGCAAGCCGUCUUUGAGACUUUGAAGGCCAUGUCUGCAGGCCAGAAGUUCCCCGAGAGUAGCAGCGGGGACUGUGCAAGCACCUCCCACGGCCCCGGGGUCCCCCCUGCGACGGCAGAGGCCAGAGACGAGUGUUCGCUCUCUGGGAGGAGCCCAAAGCUUCCUGCAGCGUCGGGCCCCAGGGCCGCGAGGGUCAGCACUAAGAUUGUGGUCUACGGCCCCCAAGAUGUUAACUCUCAAGCAGUACGAAGCAAAGCAUCAGCGGCCCCCACAUCCUCAGCCAGCCACAGCGAGAAGAGCCGCGAGGCCUCCAGCCAGCGAGUGCAGCGGCAGCCCAGCGCCACUAGAGGGCAGAAGACAAAAAGCUCCGGCAGCAGUAGCUCCUCCUCGCAGAUGAACUCAACCUAAAACAGUCAGUCUUUUUCUGCUUUACUUCCUCUUCAAAUAUGCUUCAUUAACAUACUUUUACUGUAUUAACACAUACCUAGAAAAGAAAAUAUUCGCACCAAGGCAGCUGUUACUCCAAGCAAUUAUGUCCCCCAAUUAUUUGCUGUUGUUGCAUUUUGUCCGUAAUACAAUUUAUUGUACAACAUUUUUUUUGUUUUUUUAAAUAAAC